Messenger RNA from Mizuhopecten yessoensis (Yesso scallop), 5359 nucleotides. RefSeq lists its product as uncharacterized. The record is from RefSeq and is a predicted model, not a curated record. The transcript has a single exon. The coding region runs from base 415 to 2571 and encodes 718 amino acids. Gene Ontology annotation, molecular function: zinc ion binding. NCBI's taxonomy places the organism in Eukaryota, Metazoa, Mollusca, Bivalvia, Pectinida, Pectinidae.
UUACAUGUGACACUAGACAUAUGCUCUCUGUACAAACAAUGAUAACGCUGUAUUAUAGUCACCAGACAAAUCAUAUGUGGGAGGUGUAAAAACAAAGAUGGCCGACUGGACAUGAAACUUACGAAGUGAUUCUCCGCGUCAGUCUUAUGAAUACCAUUAGGAUGCUUUUAAUCGACGGAAAUCGGCUGCAGGUUGGUGUUUGAACUUUAGCUGUGACGUCCAGUUUUUGAUGAACUGAUAUGUUAUAUUUGUUGUAAGUUGUAAAUAUGAAUAUGGGAUACAAAUAUUCGCUCAGAAUUAGAAAAGCAUGUGGAACGGAUUAUUUGUUGAAUCCGUAGCAACGAAGUCACACCACAACAGGCAUGAUAUAAACGACUAGACAACUCUCUACAACGCCUCAAUGUACUACUAAACAUGGCUGUGAGUCGACUAGCGACAAACCUGACAGAGGACUACCUCACGUGCAGUAUUUGUUGUGAAAUUUAUAAAGAUCCUCGACAACUGUCGUGUGAUCAUUCGUUCUGCCUCUCAUGCCUUAUUGACUAUGGACAGAAAUGCAGAGAGUCUGGCCAAAUCUUGUGUCCUAUAUGUCGAACCGCCCAAGUUUGUCCUACUGGUAUGAGUUUUCCUACCUGGAUAGAAUCCUUUCCGUCCGAUCAACUAUUAUUGGCAAUAUUAACAACGGUACACAAACAUGACCAGACCUCACUCAUCUCCCUUGAAGAACCCGAUUUUCUGGAAACGGGCUCAAAACAAAACAAUGAACAAAAAGUUUGCACGAAACAUAAUUCAUAUAUCAAGGAUAUGUACUGUUUUACGCAUGCGUUAUUAUUGUGUGCAACGUGCGCUUGGAUAGAUCAUGGACCAUGUCAAUGUUUUCCUUUGGACGAUUGCUCUGAUAAAAUCACCGAAAAGAUUCGACAGCUCAAGUCUCGCUUUGAUCAACUUUCCAAUCGUGUAAAUCAAAUCAAACAAAAAGGAGAACAAAAUAAAGACAUCAUCGAACAAAGUAAGUCAAGGUCACAAGCGUCGCUACAGGAAGUACAGGACGUUCUUCAACAGUUUUGGAGCAAAGCCCAACUAAAUGUGCAACAUCUUUUGCAGUCGAUUCACCAACGAGAUAAUGACGUCAUCAACUUUCUGACAUCCGUUUCUGAUAUACAGGAUGAUAUUUUGCAGUUGACUCGGGAUCUUGGAAAUGUCAAUAAGACCGGAGUUAAACUACACACUUUGGAAAUGCUACAGGAAAUCGAGAGACGGGCGCAUGAACACGACGAAUGUUUGACUAACUUGGCCACCUCUUUGAAGAGUACGACUCCAUUCAAUUUGGAAACAAAUGCAGAACUUUUACAAUUUAGUACCAACUUUCGCGCUGUGGGUAACCUGAAAUAUGGAACAUCUGACAAUGAAUCUUUUCAAUUCGCAGAUUUGUCAUGUUUAGAGCCUUCUUUACAGAACGUUACCACACAGUCUGCUAACACCAGAACAGACGUUGCUGUUCAUUCUGAUGGCAACACAUCACAUGUUGCUCUGUUGUCCGUGGGUCCUACAUCAGAUGGUGCCAUGCGACCUGCUGGUCCUACAUCAGAUGGUGCCAUGCGAUCUGCUGAUCCUACAUCAGAUGUUGCAAUUCGGUCUGCUGAUUAUACAUCGGAAGCUGAUGACAAUUACGUGAUUGUAUCUCGGGAUCGUCAACCACUGGCUUUGGUGUCGUCAUCAGUGUUGUUUGAAAGCUUCUCUCACCGAGUAAUUUAUGUAGGUGAGACUGUUCGGGGAAUAUUCACACUGUCGGGUGUAUGUAUUUUAGGAGAUAACGUGGUCGUCGUGGACCAAUACAACAGCUUAGUUAUGAAGUUUAAUGUACAUUCCGGAAAAUGCGUGGAGAAAAUAACAAUCAUGGAACCACACCACAUUGCACUUAUCCCGGAAUCUCGUACUGUACUAGUCACGUGCUGGUCUUCGAACGAAAUUUACACGGUGGAAGUAGAGCCCCGCCUGGAGGUAAAAUGUCAACCGUUGAAAACGCUCAAACAUUACAUCGGUAUACACGUGUACGAUCGACAGCGGAUGUUGGUUUCAGCCCUCGACAAAUCGAUCGACGUCAUCAACUUUCAAGGUCAAGUGAUUCAUUCCAUCCGCCCACGCUACCAAUCACGAUUUCCAGGAAUAUUGGGUGGAAGUUGUAUUCUUGUUCCGGCAGACCUUUGCAGGCUUUCAGCGGACAGCAUUCUAGUGUUAGAUGGAGUAAGGAAAUCCCUCGUUGCUAUCUGCUUUUCUGGUAAAGUUCUAUGGACCAAACAUAUUGAGGGUUUAUCUGGUUUCACCGUGUUCAAAGAAACAGUUUAUGUAUGUGACGGCAUCAGAAACACUAUCAUAACCUUGACUAAAGAUGGAAAAAUAAAAGAUAAACGUUUCCUAUCAAAUUUCGUAGGAAUCAAGCGUCCCUGGGCAUUAAACCUCAGCGAUAAACUAAUGGUUGUCACGGAAGACACCCCGUCCGGGAAGUUCCACAUAGUCAAUUUCGGCGAUGAAAAAGAUAUUGUUUACCAAAAACCGGAAACAAUACAUUAAUAAGCUAAAACCAUUUACAGAGCAAACAUGGUUAAUGUAAACAGUAUAAUGGUCCUUUUAAUUGCGGGUGUAUUCAAAUAACAUUGGUGUGUUUCAAAACUACAUAAGAUAUAUACAUUUUGUAAUUUGUCAGCGGAAUGACAGGAUUGUGAUUUCAUGGUAAAAUACACUAUGAAAGAAACUGUACAACAUAUUAAACUUGUCAUUACUUCGUUUGCUUCUGAAACGUCUUUUUAAUCCGGUUUACAUUUACACGGAAACCUCUCAAUCUGGACACAUAGAAAACAAAUUUCAAUAUUUUAAAAAGAUACCUUUUUUCAAGAAAAAAUGACGUCAUUUUGAUUAGAUAUAUGCUUAUUCCCUAGUGUUCAAACUCUAUUAUGUUUUGCUAAUAUUGUAUAAAAUGAAUAAGGAGAAAAAAAUAUCGAGUUUUGAAAGUUAUUCUAUAAAUAUAUUUUGUAUAUUAUGCACUUUGUAUAUGAUGCAUUGAACAUAACACAGUGUUUUUGUAUCAUACAAGUAUACUUGUCUAUGUAAAGAUACCUACAAGGACAUGUUCGUGACAAUAAAAACAUAGACCUUUUGUUGUUUUGCCUCAUUUGAUUGUUAACCAUUUAUGUUUAAUACAAUGUCUUUUUAUGCUAAAUUCGGACCCAUUCCGCAUAAAUCUGGAGAAACAUAGCAUUUGCCUUUUCUUUUCAUUUCAUUUUAAAGUGUAUUAUUCUAAAAACAAAAGUAUUAAGUAUUCAAUAAUUCCGUGUAUUAUGUUUUAAUAUCUAUUAAGAUUGUGUUUAAUUAUAUUUUAAUACUUUAAAGUGUGGUUAAAUAUAAGUCUGUACAUUCUAUAAAAAAAUAAAGUUUUUCCAUCUUGGCACCGCCAUCCUGGAUACUGAAGAUGAUGCAAAGGUAUAAAUAUCAUUGUAUGCAGAAAUAAUAUAAAACCGUCAUUGCCAUUAUAAAAACUAACGUGCAAUUAUUUAAACGCGUCAUAUAUGGUACUGUGAACACGAGAGAUUUGAAGUCUCUCCUAUCAGAUAACCGUAUCUCUCUAAAAAAACUCCACAAAACUUUACAAAUUCUUUACUGAACUUAAUUAACACGAACUUUUCAUAUACUUGUUUACUGUAAUUGCUUGGCAGUUCAUUAAAAUCUCCCAAAACCCACUCAAUUCACCACUCUCGUAAAAGGCAAUGCAAUAUCACAAUCCUUUAUUGUUUUAGCAUUAAACAUAAUGAUACAGAUCCGCACAGUUAAAGCUGCUCUUGAGUCCAUUGCAGUUAAAGUACCACCGAUACGUAAAAUAUUGAAUCUGAAACAAAGAAGAGCGUCAGACAGAUGAUUUCUAUACGUGUAUAAAUCUACAACUAGGUAGCCUUUAUGCACGGUGAUUUAUAUAUUGAGCUUUGUCACUAAUGAAUAGUGUUAAACUAAUAUUGCCAGGAAGGAGUAAAUAAAUGGUUAGUUUGCAUACAAAUUGUGGAUAAAUGUAUGUAUAAUCGUAAUCCUAGAACAAUUAAGGAUUGUAAUAUUGAAUUGUCGUUCACAUGUAGGAGUGAUGCGUUGAUUUGGUCUUGAGAGGAGUUUAUUGAACUGCGAAAAGAUUAGUAUUGCUAUGUUUACAAUGUCAACUCAGUUAAUUACUCCAUGAAAUCGACCAUAGCAAGAUUCAAUCCUUAAAUGUCAAGGUUUACAGUUUGCAGUUGUCAAUCCUUACAUUUCAAUUACAUACAGUUGUUAAUGAAUGGAGCAUAUUUAAUGAUAAACAGGAUAUAUCAGACCUGAUGCACAUCCACUACAUAUAGUCCGUCAUUGAAUUUCCAUUUUCAUUAACCAAAUCACUCUGAAUACAUCGCAAUAGUAAAGUACACAUAUGUACUGUAAUGUAUGGACUAGCAUGAAUCCGUAUUAUUAUCCUGCAUGUAGUCAUUCCCCAACAGCACCGCAUGGUUCCGGUGUAUGUACUGCGCAUGUUCAAAUAUGCCUCGCACUUGACCAUUGUUAACUUCAAGUAAACGAAUCUGUUUCUAGUGUUACGGCAGACUGAUACUUUGUUAAUGGCAUGUGACUAGAUGCAUAUUCAUAUUAAUUGGCAGUGUUAAUUUGGUAAAUGUAGUUAACAAAUAAAACGGAUCACAUUGUUAGUUUUAUUGAGUCUAACCUAACUUAAUAAUUGAGAUAUUGAUAUAUGAGUAAGUAACAGAAAACCAAAAAAGUUUCUACAAAUAACCAGCAGCCGUGAAGUAUUUUGAUCACUAUGUAAAAUACGAUAGUUGAAAUGUACUUCACUUCAUAAUCAUGUUCUGUAAAUUAAAAAACCUGACUCAAGAGUGGCCUGAUGUUACAGCUAGACAGACUGUACACAUAUAUACAUGGUAUGAUAAAUAUAGAUGGUGAGUUAUAUCACUAUAAGUCGUUGGCUGACACAGUCGUGGUACACAGUGAUAACGUUACAGUUCACAUCUCUCUCAUAAUACACACAUGUUCUGCAAUCAUAACAACAGGUUCGUGGGCCCUGUAUCUCUCAAACAUAUAUAUUUGCUAUAGACACUGUCAGGAAUCUGAGUAUUUAAAUGGAUUACGUAUUCACUCAAACAAUUCAAUAACUACACUUGUUCAGGACAGAGGCAUAAACAGUCAAUAAUAAGGCAUGGAAUCUAAGGUAGUUUUCAAAAAACAAAACAACAUGGAAUGAUUAUCGAUACUUAGGUAAGUGAGAAUAAGGUUAACGCAAGAUAAUAAGAACCAAUUUGUCAACAUUCGCAUUAAACUGUUCGUUAUCAUACCGAGC